AUGAAGAGGAAGGUGGAGUUCGUCACUCGGGAGCUGGAGAGCAUCCAGGCCGCCCUCCACAAGGUGGCGGCAGUGCCGUGGGAUCAGCUCGAUGAGCAGGUCAAGGUAUGGGCUCGCCAAGUUAGGGAUGCAUCUUAUGACAUGGAGGAUGUCCUCGACACCUUCCUCGUGCGUGUCGAGGGUGGGGAGCCUGUAAACCGCAGCAGGCUCAAACGUGCAGUGAAGAAGAUGGGUGGCCUGCUUGGCAAGUUCAAGGCUCGUCGCGACAUCACUGGUGCCAUUGAUGGCAUCGAGAAGCAGCUUCAGGAGGUCGCCGACAGGCGUGCCAGGUACAAAAUUGAUGAUAUUGUGGCCAAUCCUGCACCUGCAACAACUGUUGAUCCUCGCCUUUCAGCUUAUUACACAAAAGCAUCUCAGCUCGUUGGCAUCGAUGAGCCAAGGGAUAAACUCAUUGAGAUGCUGUCCAUACGUGAGGGUGACAGGUCCAGCAAUGAGAUGAAAAUUAUCUCUAUUGUUGGGUUUGGAGGAUUGGGCAAGACCACUCUUGCCAAGGCAGUAUAUGACAAGGUUUAUCAUCAAUUUGAUUGUGGUGCUUUUGUUCCAGUGGGCCGUAAUCCUGACCCAAAGAAAGUCCUGAGGGACAUUCUAAUUGAUCUCAUUGAUGGUGAGGACGAGAAACCCUUCUCUGAUCAGUAUAAUGGAAGGAACACCGUUCCUGAUCUGAUGCCACUGGAUGAAUGGCAGCUCAUCAUUAAACUUCGUAAAUUCAUCAAAGGAAAAAGGUACUGCAUCGUUAUCGAUGAUAUAUGGGAUGAAAAAACAUGGGAAGUCAUUAAAAAUGCUUUCGUGGACAGUAAUCCUAGAAGUAGAAUAAUUGCAACCACUCGCAAUUCUAAAGUCUCUGAAGAAAUUGGCAAAGUUUAUAGAAUGGAAAAGCUUCCAGAAAGCCAGUCAAGAAAACUAUUAUAUACAAGAACAUUUGGCGUAGAAGAAAAAUGGCCAGGGAACAAUGAUGAAUUGGCUGUGGUAUCUCAAAAAAUACUGCAUAGAUGUGAUGGUGUACCACUAGCUAUUGUUACAAUAGGCAGUUUGUUGGCUGGGAAACAAAUAGAGGAGUGGUCCAAUGUGUAUGACUCAGUUGGUUUUGGCCAUGGAGAUGACCAACAAGUUAACAAUAUGAAGAAGAUAUUAUCUUUCAGCUACUACGAUCUACCCUGUCAUCUAAGGACAUGCAUGUUGUAUCUAACUGUGUAUCCAGAAGAUUUUAGGAUCAACAAUGAUGACUUAAUUUACAGGUGGAUAGCUGAAGGUCUAGUCCAGACAGAAGAAGGAAAAGAGCCUUUUAAGGAUAGUAAGCAAUGGUCACAAGGAAGUGAUGUCCGUCGACUAGCCUUGCACCGGGCAGAACAUAUUGAAGUUAAUGAUAGAGACGUGCCAAAACUGAGAUCAUUUAAUGCCAUAUGGUGCGUUACAGACAACAUCCCCCCUGUUUCGAGAUUUAAAUUGCUGCGUGUGUUGUCUCUAGAGGGUUGUCGUCCUCUGGAAGGUCAUCUUGAUACAGAGUAUCUGGGGAAGUUACUUCAUCUGAGGUACCUUGCGCUAUUGGAUACACCUAUCCGUGAGCUCUCUAAAAAAAUAGGGCAUCUUAAGUUUCUGCAGACACUGGUGUUUCCUGGAACUGGGGUAGAAGAACUACCGACGAGUAUGAAGCAGCUUACAAAAUUAAUGUGCCUAAUUGCUGAUGACAAGACGAGAGUGCCGGAUUGGAUCUGCGAGCUGACGUCCUUAGCAGAGCUGUCGAUGCGGGGUGCUGAUGGAGAAAGGUGCUUAAUCAAGGAGCUGGGCAAGCUAAGAAACCUUUUGCCUGCAAGGAUGCUAUCAUGCAACCGAGUUUUGUCCUACAUUGCAAUAAUCUCCGUGUACUGCAGUUACUCCCGUUGGUAUUCUCAAAGCUGCCCAAGUGGAUUAAUCCUCAAGCUCUUCCCAAGCUCUGCAGGUUGA
Miscanthus lutarioriparius is the source of this 2001-nucleotide messenger RNA. The record is from the annotation of a GenBank genome assembly. NCBI's taxonomy places the organism in Eukaryota, Viridiplantae, Streptophyta, Magnoliopsida, Poales, Poaceae.